Caenorhabditis elegans is the source of this 2559-nucleotide messenger RNA. RefSeq lists its product as uncharacterized. The coding region runs from base 2 to 2188 and encodes 728 amino acids. NCBI's taxonomy places the organism in Eukaryota, Metazoa, Nematoda, Chromadorea, Rhabditida, Rhabditidae. The transcript is spliced from 8 exons. The record is from RefSeq and is marked reviewed.
AAUGUCAGAAGUAAUCGACGAAAGUAUCUUAAAUACAGAAGCUUCAGAUGAUCCAAUACCUCCAUUAAAUGAUGAUCAGAUUGCUGAGCUUUUGGGUGAAGAUGGAGAAAUUAUGGAGAUAACUGAGCAGAAAGACGAAUCAGAUGAUGUGGUGAUGCUGGACGACGAUGAUGACGACACUCCGGAACCGAUUCUCGUGAUUGAUAUGGAUGAGGAUGAGGAUGUUACUACAGAUGGUCCUGAAUCUCAGGAAGAGCUGGCUGCAGAUGCUCCGGCUCCAGGAGCUCCAGAAGCUUCAGCUCCAGCUCAAGAAGCCUCAGAAGCUUCAGCUCCGGAUCAAGAAGCUCCAGAAGUUCAGGAUGUUCCGGAUUCUUCGGGAGCUCCAGAUGCUUCAGCUCAGGCUUCAGAGGCUUCUGAUGCUUCAGCUCCAGAAGUUCCAGGAUCUACAGAAGCUCAGGAUGCUCAGGAUGUUCCGGAUUCUUUGGGAGCUUCAGAUGCUUCAGCUCAAGAAAUUCCAGAAGCUCCAGAAGCCCCAGAAGCUCCAGAAAUCGCCGCUGAAAUCGACGAAGAAGUGCUGCUCGCCGAGCAAAAUGGAGUUUUGGACGAAGGAUUUGAUGAGACUGACGAUAUUAUCAUAGAAGAAGAAGCUGUAGAAGAAGCUGAAGCCGUGGAGCCACCAAUUAACACUGAAAAUCAGGAAAACGCGCUGGAAAUGCUCGAAGAGCGCCUCAAGAAGAAUGAAGAAAAGGAAAUUGUGGAGAAAAGUGAUGUGAAGCCAGAGGAUGAAGAUAUUAUACAUAUGGAGACGGAUUCAGUUGAAACGUCAAGCCGCAAACGUACUGGCGGAGCCACAAGUCCGCGGAGCCCGGCUCAAAAACGACCAAAACGACGUGUUCAAACGUUAUUAAAGAUGCGUCAGAAUGCAAUUGAACUAUUGACACGACUUUAUGGCUCAUGGGAUGCACAAUUGAGCCUCUCAAAUCUUGAGACAAUUCGAUUGUUGGGUGUCAAUAAUAAUAGGAAGCUUAUCGAAAUUUUUGAGGAGAAUGAGCAAGUGCUCAAACAAAAAGUGUCCGCACUGACAGAAGAGCUGAAAAAGGAGAAGCUGGCUCACGCGGGAACCCGUUCAGCAUUGAAAGAAUUGACUAAUGAAAUAACUGGAAUGCGUGUACAAAUGAAUAAACUACGUUCAAUGGUCACUCAGCCUACGACUUCGAAAAUUAUUGAUAGUUUUGUUCAACGUCAUCAGGCUUUCGAGCAGCAACAACAAUUCCAACACCAACACCACCAACACCGACCAAUAAUGUUGGCUCCACGUCAUCAUCCGCCGCCGCCCCCGCAUUUUACACCGAAUCAACGGGCGGCGGCUCCGUAUCAUCCGAAUAUGGUUCAACCGAAUCGUCUUGCUGCUAUGCCACAUAGAAGACCGAUUAUUGGAAUGCAGCAACAAAAUUCGGCUCCACCACAAUUCAACGGUCACCAAGCUCUCGUCCCAUCACCUCAAUCAUCAUCUGCAUUUUCUCGUCCACCACCAACUCAACUUGCAACACAGAGAAGAGCUCCACCAUUGGCAAGUACCGGCCUUCCGGCAACAGUCAGAUGGGAAGCAAUUCCACCGCCAAAAAAUCCGAAUGUCGGGCACAAUGAGCCACCGCUUAACAAUGGAGGCCGUGCACAGCCACUAAUCGAUAAUACACGUGUACACGACAAUACAAUUAUGCUGUGUGUACCACUUGUCUCCACUGCAAAUACAAUAUCAUCGGGCGAUUCGACACGUCUACCAAAAGUACCACGAAUCUACGAGAAUCUCACGGCAAAUCCCGAUUUGAGUGUGACGAUUCAUUCGAGUGCACAGGAUUUCCGAGAGAAUUAUCAAAUUGGUGGAAAGAUUAACUAUGAAUAUCUCGGAGGAUUUGAUCAAUAUAAUAUCCAAGUGUUCGUCCAAGUGUCAUCUCUUAAAUUCACUGGAAUGAACGGUUACCCGGAUCCAGAAGAUCGUAUAUCAAUUGACUGGGGAUGCUCGAAAUUGUGGCCUUGUAAGCCGAAAUCUCAUCACAAAUUCCGUGUACGCUUCCAUCAAGCACAACUGCUGCCGAAGAACGAUCGAAUUACGAUUGUGGCUGUGGCGAAGGAUAAAACUAGCGGAAUUAUUCACAUUUCGCAGCCCACCUUCAUCACUCUCGAAUGAUCGAUCUCUUCACGUCAAAUGCACUUUUUUCUGGAUUUUUUUGUUAAAAAAUUUGAAAUUCUCGUGUUUUUUCUUCUGAAAAAUUGCUUUUUUUGAUUUUUUCUGUAAUUUUUUUUUUGUUGAUUUUCUUAAUUUUUUUAAUUUUCAAAAAAUCUUUUUCAUCUCUUUCUCUCUCUCUCUGAAUCUCAAUUUUUUCCUGAAUUUCCCCGUUUUUUUCUGAUAAUUUUCAAUAUUUCUCUGAAUUUUUCUAUUCCCCCCGUUGUAAUGCCAAAAUAUGUGGUAAUUUCUCCCCAUUUUUUCGCUUUAUUACUAUUUAUUCUAUUCAAUUGGUGCCUCUCUCAAUGUGUUGUAUGAAAAACACUGUUUUAUGG